GGCUGCGUUAUUUGAAUAUAACAAAUAUUUUGGAUUACUCAGUGUCUUGUAGGAUUCUAUCACAGGUUGAAGCUUGGCAGCAUUUGCUAAGAGACUAGUUGGGUGUCAUGGACCAUGUACAUGAGCUAUAAAGACGCCACAUUUCCAUUUAUCACACGCACAUCAUCUUCAUAUUGAUAGUGAGAUGGAAGCGAGUAUGGAGGCUGCUGUCUGGUGGAUUUAAUGCGAUGAAUGAAAGUCCCGGUCAUCAUUGACUCAACGGUGGAUGACAGCGAUGAAGAAGAAAAGGUUUACCCAAAUCCUGUUGUGGAAGAUAGAAACAUUGAGUUUGCAAAGAAAUGUAGUGAAUUGAUCAGCGAUGUUAACUACAAACAACAAUACAAGAAAUCAAAAGGAAAGAACAAAUUUGUUCCGGAUACAGUUACAUUAAAAAAUGUUUCAGAUUCAAUAUCUGAGACAAAAUACAAGGAAGCCAGCAAGAAAGAACUCUCGAACACUCUGUACAUGAAGAUGCCAGCAACGAUAGAUAUAGCUUUUGCAAAACAAGUCACACAGCUUCAAAGUGAGGCUAUUUACAGACAAAAAUAUGAUUCAGAAAAGGGAAAAUCAAGUUAUGCGCAGAUGUUGGAGCCUCCAGAACUUAAGCAUGCAAUGGAAGUCAAUAAACACCAGAGUGAUAUAUCAUAUAGAAAAGAUCUGUUGGACACGCACAAGUAUACAGAGGUGUUGAACAGACCAGAUAUCCAAAAAGCAACAGAGAUUUCUAAAAUUAUAAGCAAUGUUGAUUAUCGAAAAGACAGAGGGGAAAUGAACAAGGAAUCGGCCGUUUUAGGACGACCAGAUUUCGAACAUGCAAAAGAAGUUUCAAAGCUUGCCAGUCAGGUAAAAUAUAAGGAACAAUUUAAUAAGGACAUGAAGGGCAAGAAGCCAUGUUACAACCCUUUGGACAGUGCCUCCUUCAAGCAGGCCCAGGCUGCAUCUGUACUGGCGAGUGAUGUGCAGUAUAAGAAAGACUUAAAUAACAUGCAUGAUCCCGCUCUCGACUUGCCGAAUUUACUUUAUCUUGAACAUGCGUUAAAGACCAGCAAGAUGCAAAGCAAUACAACAUACAAAAAACAGUUUGAAGAAAACAAGGCCAUGUAUAGCUUUGCUUUGGAUACAGCAGAGCAGAUUCACCAUAAGGAAAACGCUAUCCUUCAGAGUCAGGUUAAAUACAAAGAAAAAUAUGAGAAAUCUAAAGGCAAAUCAUUGCUGGAGUUUGUUGAUACUCCGUCAUACCAAGUUUCAAAAGAGGCCCAGAAGAUGCAGAGUGAGAAAUCAUACCGGAAAGAUUUUGAAGAAAGCAUUAAAGGAAGAGCAGCAGCAGAUAUGGACCUUACACCAACAUUUCUUCAUGCAAUGCAUGCUUCUACUCUGCUAAAGGAGAAAGAAUACAGAAAAGAUUUGGAAGAAGGGAUCAAAGGAAAAGGGCUUAGUGUCUUAGAAGAUACUCCCGAUUUAAUAAGGGUGAAGAAUGCUGCUCAGAUAUUAAGCGAGAAACAAUAUAGGAGAGACCUUGAAAAUGACAUAAAAGGAAAAGGUAUGGAGCUUAAUGCGGACAUCCCUGAUAUUAUCAGAGCUAAAAGGGCAUCAGAAAUCAUCAGCCAGAAGGAAUACAGGAAAGACUUGGAAACAGAAAUUAAGGGGAAAGGAAUGCAAGUUUGUGCUGAUAACCCAGAGAUACAACGUAUAAAGAGGGUAUCCGAAAUGGUCAGCCAGAAAGAGUACAGGAAGGACCUGGAGACCGAAAUCAAAGGGAAAGGAAUGCAGGUUGGUCCAGAUAUUCCAGAGCUACAGAGAGCCAAAAGAGCUUCUGAGAUCAUAAGUCAGAAAAAAUACAAAGAUGAAGCUGGCAAAAUGCUUUCUACAUAUUCCAUAGUAGCAGACACUCCAGAAAUUGAGAGAGUCAAAACCACCCAAAAGAACAUAAGUUCAGUGUUAUAUAAAAAGGAGGUGGGGGCUGGCACGGCUGUUAGGGAAACGCCAGAGACUGAACGAGUUAAGAUAACCCAGCAAAAUAUCAGUGCAGUAAAAUAUAAAGAAGAUAUUGGACCUGCCACGGCCAUCUCAGAUCUACCAGAAAUAAAGAGAGUUAAAGAAAACCAAAAACAUAUUAGCAAUGUACAGUACAGAGAACAGCUGUAUAAAGCCACCCCUGUCACCAUCACUCCAGAAAUGGAACGCGUCAAGAAGAAUCAGGAACAUUUCAGCACGGUUCACUACAAGGAAAAAAUAGGAAAAGCUACUGACGUUAGCCUUACCCCUGAGAUGGAGAGAGUAAAAAAGAAUCAGGAAAACAUUAGUUCGGUUAAGUACAGCAGUGAUUUGAAGCAAAUGAAAGGAAGAUCUAAUGUAAAUUUAGACACACCAGAAAUGAGACAUGUCAAAGAAACACAAAACAACAUAUCAAUGAUUAAAUAUCAUGAAGAUUUUGAGAAGACAAAAGGUAGAGGAUUCACCUCAGUUGUGGACGAUCCAGUGACUGACCGUGUAAGAAAGAACACACAAAUUGUCAGUGAUGCUGCCUACAAAGGGGUUCAUCCUCAUGUUGUUGAGAUGGAUCGAAGACCUGGGAUGAUUGUGGACCUCAAGGUUUGGCGCACUGAUCCAGGCUCCAUCUUCGACAUUGAUCCUCUGGAAGACAAUAUCCAGUCUAGGAGUCUGCAUAAGUUAACUGAGAAAGCAAGCCUUUAUAGUAAGCACUGUUGCCACUCUGCUGGGGCUGCUGCAUUGAGUCAGGGUGAUGACAGGUCAGAAGUAUCCGAGAUGAACCCUAGUUUUUCUUACUGCAGUGAGGGCACCAGGGUAUCUGAAGAAGGAGCUCCGGUGCUUCCUGGUGCCUACCAGCAAUCCCCGCCCCAUAGCUAUGGAUUUAUGGCCCAGUCAAGUACAUCUUCCAUGAGGUCCAUGCAUUCACCGCAUGCACAGCAACAUUCUCCGAGCUUGAAUACAUACAGGGCAAUAUAUGAUUACAGCGCACAAGAGGAUGAUGAAGUAUCCUUCAGAGAUGGUGACUAUAUUGUUAACGUGCAGCAAAUUGACAAAGGCUGGAUGUACGGCACUGUUCAGAGAACUGGAAAAGCGGGGAUGCUUCCAUCCAAUUACAUUGAGCUGGUUAACUAAGCGCCUGGAAUCACUUCUUCUGUAUUAUACAUUCUGCGUUUUAUGUGAGGAUUAGGAGGAUCAAGGAUUGUUUAUUAAUCAUUAUUUUCAAACUUGCAGAAAUAUACAUUGAAAGUCACAGGCUUAUUUUUUUAGCACUGCUAUAAAAAUCAUUGAUAACAUCCAGAUUCAC
Messenger RNA from Spea bombifrons (plains spadefoot toad), 3334 nucleotides. RefSeq names its product nebulette (gene NEBL). Gene Ontology annotation, molecular function: actin filament binding. The transcript has 29 exons. NCBI's taxonomy places the organism in Eukaryota, Metazoa, Chordata, Amphibia, Anura, Pelobatidae. Gene Ontology annotation, biological process: cardiac muscle thin filament assembly. The record is from RefSeq and is a predicted model, not a curated record. Bases 232 to 3162 code for a protein of 976 amino acids. Gene Ontology annotation, cellular component: Z disc; focal adhesion.